AGCCCAGUAUUACUGUCCAGCACUAACGUCUUACUUUCCUCAGUUUAGGAUAAGAUAUGGUUAUAGAGAAAUUGUUAAGCACGCUUCCUGUAUCCCCCUUUUUCCUCAUAGCCCUGGUUAUUGCUUACGGCUUGCUGUCAUUCAGAAUCAAUCAGAAGAAAUACCAUCACAUACCAGGACCACAGCCAUGGCCCAUCAUUGGAAACUUUUUAGAUAUAAAGCCCUACCUAACUGGAGCUCUGACAGUACAGGAUUGCUUUUUAAAAUGGUCGAUUCAGUUUGGGUCGCUGUAUAAGCUUUGGAUCGGCAACAAACCCUGGAUACUGGUAUCCGAGCCGGAGUACGUGAAGGAGAUACUGUGCGGCAAAAACUUCCCUAAAGAUCCUACUUACUACAGCCCUAUUGGGACACUCUAUGGUCAGAGGUUUGCUGGUGGUGGCAGUGCAAUACAAACCAACCCGGUAAAGUAUGAUCAACAGAAGAAGAUAACCAACAUGGCUUAUCACAAGAAAUAUCUUCCCAAGCACUGUCGGGCUACCUUAUCGGUAGCAGGAAGAUGGAUGACAGCAUUAGAAGACGAAUCCGAGUGGUUCCCAAUCUGUGAUAAACUCGACAGUCUCUCUACCACCGCUCUCUGUAAGAUUGCUUUUGACAUGGACGUUCCUUUUGACUACAAUGGUGACGAGGCAGCAGUUUACCAGAUGGUCAAUACUUGUUUUGAUGGGAUAAAAGACAAACUCUUCAACCCUUUAGGCUGCACGCUGCACUUUAAGAAAGUAGAGAGAGUUAGAAAAGCUGCCAAAGCUUUGAGAGAAGUCGGAGAAAACUUUAUCAGAGGAACUUACGAUAAGAUCCGGAACGGAGACAAAUUGCCUGAUGCCAUGUUCAGCUACGUUCUCCAGGAAAUUCACGAAGCCGGCGGCUCCUUUUCGCUGGAGGAGAUAAUUGACGAAUUCGUCGUCCAAUUCAUAGCAGGCUCGGAAACUACCUCCAAUUUAAUGAAGUUUCUGUUAAUGGAAGUGACAAAGAAUCCUCAUAUUUACGAGAGGUUGCAAGAGGAGAUCGAUAGUGUCAUGUCCAGGACAACAGCUGAAACCUUCUACACAGAUCUCAGCGAAAUGACAUAUCUGGAGCAGAUCAUGCAGGAAAGUCUCAGAAUGUACCCUGUUGCUGCGGCGACCACCCGAACUAAUCACGUAGAUACCAUGCUCGGCAAGACUCUCAUACCUGCUGGAUCAACUAUCAUGGUGUGCUUUCACGUUCUACACAGACAUCCCAGCCACUUCGACAGACCAAACACCUUCGAUCCGGACAGAUGGGCUAAAGGGCAGCCAGCACCGAUGCCGUUCACUUUCCUCCCGUUCUCUAGCGGACAGCGCGGUUGCACAGGCAAGCACCUGGCUAGACUAGAAUGUAAGAUCAUGGUUGCAAGCCUCCUUUACCACUACAACUUAGAAUGUCAUCCUGACCAGAACUAUGAGGUGACUACCACCCUCUCAUCCCGGCCCAAAUACAAAGUCUACAUGAAGAUGACCAGUCGACGAAAACCUAGGACUCUGUUCGAGCAGUUAGACGACUUUGCCCCGACGACAAGGUGAGCAGACCACGGGAGACACAGCAAUUCAGAUCAUACACUGCUCGACUAAAAGUUGCAGAAGAACCCUCUAGCAGAACCUGCUCGAGAUUAGAACAACAUAUCAGCUCGCGGGUCUAGAACAAUCUAGCCUUAAAACAACCCUGCUCUAGAACAACCUUUUAAAGCCUAGAACAAUGUAGUGCCUCUUAAAUGGCCUGGCCGCUUCUUGAUAUCUUUGGAACAGCCUACUUGAGCCCGACUGUACAUAAAACCGUUUCGAUUGUUUGAUAAUUUGAUAUUUAAGUGUUAAAUAAGCUAACAUUUUCUGAAUGUUUGUGUUUUGAGAAUAUGUGGUGUUAGGAGGACUGAAGAAAGAAAAGUAGUUUGUAGUCUCUGACGUAUCAUAGUGUAACAUCUCAGUGUAACAGUGUUACGGUGUUACAGUGUUACAUUGUCACGGUGUUACAUUGUCACGGUGUUACAUUGUCACAGAAUCAUGAACAAUGGAAUUAGAAUCAGGCAGCACCCCAUAUGAUUAUCAACAGCUGAAUGAAAAUAUAAAGACUUCAUUUAUAAAGAGCUGUCUUCUAACAGACUGAAUUAGGAGCUGAUUUUGCUGUUUUUUGUAUUUGUGGAAGUGUUUAAGUCAUUAGGGACUAUAAGAUAAAAUAUUUGAAUCAAUAGGUCGAGACGUCCCUCCCCUAAACGCCUGAAAACUCCAGAUUUGUAUAGACUUUUUAUAGACUUUUGUAAGGUCAUAAUCUUAGUUUUGUCUAACUUGAGAGGACAAUGAAAUAUUUGUAUAUUAGUGGCACAGUGAAACACCCAGAUUUGAUGGAUUCGAUAACAUUUCAACUCCUCAAUCUGUAUGAAUAUGAUGGUACAUCAUAACCACAAAUUAGGCUUUGACCACUUAGCUUUUUAUAGCCUGAAUUUAUAUUCUAGGUUUAAAAACGCUGCUGAAAAGGGAUAUUGUUAUAUCACCGUGUUACGCUCUUGUAGAAAAAAUUGUAAGCUGGUAUCAGCUAAAGAAUAGUGCCAUCUGCUUUCAUCUCUUGAAGUGAACCCCAAGUUUCAAUAGGAGGAAAGGUUUAAAAGAUAUUCGAUAAUGUACUGAGGUACGAUGAGGUAGUUUGAGAGAUGUUUAAAUCGGAUGGCUCUGUUUGAAAACCUUGUUACUUUGUAUUCUGCCGGAACGUUGUAAAUGUUUUGGUGAAAGCACCAUCCACUCUGCGAUGAACAAAUCAAAAUUAGAAAUAGACCACUCCGGCGACUCAGACAUGCUGUAAACGAUGAUUCUUUAACUUCACUAUAUUCACAAUAAAUAACUAAAUUGGAAGUUCAUCUGAGCAGGUCUGGGUUGCCUAGAUGCACUGAAUUGAAUCAAGUUGUAUUUUGUGUACAGGAUUUAUUGCAAUGAUUUUCAAAAUUUUACUCCUGUUC
Molecule: messenger RNA, 3019 nt
Organism: Bolinopsis microptera
Lineage: Eukaryota; Metazoa; Ctenophora; Tentaculata; Lobata; Bolinopsidae
Product: cholesterol 24-hydroxylase-like
Exons: 12
Coding region: 57-1598 (513 amino acids)
Biological process (GO): cholesterol catabolic process
Molecular function (GO): heme binding; iron ion binding; cholesterol 24-hydroxylase activity
Source: RefSeq, a predicted model, not a curated record